AUGAUCGAGGUGUUACUCGGUAUUGCCGGGCUUAUCCCACCGUUGGUCCAGUUCGCCGCAGUUUUGACGCGGAAGAUCAAGAGAUUUCUUGAUACGGAGAAAUAUAUCAAACGAAGGAAGAGUCUGGCUCUUAUACGUCGUGAGAUCAAGGCAUGGACAGAAAUGCUCUGCAUGAUCAGAGGCAGUAACGCACCGGAAGGGAGUGCUACAGCGAAACUUUUCCGAUCAUGCAAGACUAAGAUCAAAGAGUACAGAUCUGUGCUGCAGCAAAUCAGCAUUCGGCUUCGGGAAUAUCCCAAUUCUGAGAAACAGUGGCUGAUAGUGGUUGAGGUUCUUGAUCUCCUCAAAGUCCUGAAGAACUUCAGUGAGGGCGGUGAAGUACAGAGAUUGCUGACAGCUGUCAACACGUAUGAUGAAAUGCCCCUCCCAAAACCGCGAGUGUGUGUUGAGGUACUAACCCAGACCAUUGGCAGUGCAAUCAGUUCAAACAGCAAUUCCGUCAUCAAAUCAGUGCACGAUCAGAAUUCUGUCAUGUCUGGGCAUAUCUCCGACAUUCGGGCACAGUUGAAUGAACUGAGUGAGGGACUCAGUAAUAACCAGGGGACUAUGAGUCUGCAAACGCAGCAGUCUCGACUGCAAAUCGAGCAGUUCGAUCAGAAACUCGAAAUACUGGCAGAUUCCCUGCUAGGCUAUGACGGUUCUUCGACUGAAACAGACUCCGGUGAUUCUCAGGCCUCGUUGCCGGAGGACGAUCGAGAGGUUGACACACCAGUCACAACCCUGCACAGCGAAGUUUCUGAUGAGUCGUCAGGGUGUCACUAUGGCCGAUCGAGACGCACCAGCAUGUACUGUGACCAAAGCACCAUGACUAACAUGGUUGGAGUGGAUCCCCCAUUGAUAAAUGUCCCCCAAAUCACUUGCGGUGGCGAUAACCUCACAGCUCGUAUCGCAAAGCUAUAUGAAGAGAUUGCUGAAAACCAAGGUUCUCUGGAAGUUGUCGCUGGCUCCUUUGAUCAAACAGCACCGACUGGCUUCGAGGUCAUGAAAGUGGAUAAAAAGGACUGGCAACAAGACCGUAAUUUUGCCACCUGCGGCUGGGGAAGUGACAAUUCUAUCACGCUCUACAUUGCUCUCCCAGAAGGCCGUUUGAAGGACCUUGUUGAGAUCUACGCCGAGGACUUUGAAUCUGUUCUAAGGACCAAAUCGACUACCCGGAGGUUUUCUGCCAUAUUACUGCCGGCAAAUCAUAUCGUGCCUCCUAUUCUAGCUUCUAGGUUCAACUUCCGUCACAUCUUGAACUUGCAUUACCCUCAACCCCAGUUAACUAUACACUGGGACAUGGCAUCAAUUGCCACAAAAGGUCAAGUUUACGUCCGCCUUGGUCAUAUCAAGGAGCUCUACAAGACCAUCGAGACGGAACGCCAGGGCUAUUCUGGAUGUGGGCUGCCUAAAAUUCGCAACAUCGUCAUAUGCAUUACCAUUCCUUGGGAAAAGUAUUCUCAGUGGGCCCGGGGGAAGACAAAACACCAUGGUCUGGACGCGCUGUGGGAGCAGGGAAUUCUUGCCACCCUCCCGGUGAUGGUGGAGCUAGCAGAUGGUACGAAGGAGCCCCAUGUGUGGUGCUCGAAGAAAACGAAACCGAGUGCAGAGCCCUGGUCAAGUGUGAAGACCGUCCAUGCAAUCUUUCAAGAGUAUGUACACCCAGAUCUUCCUCCGGAAACAACUUCACGGAAAGAAACGAGGUUUUUCGUUGUAAUCCACCAAGCAGGGGUCAGGGACGAAUGGGUCAAGGUCGUACAAUCUAUUCUCUCGAAGGAUCAGGAACGUAUACUGGAGCCGUAUCGGCUUAGCGAUGAUGUUACGCCCAUCGAUAUAGCGGACCUGACACGACACUGCCAGCAAGAGACGGGUAUUUUUGACUAA
Ilyonectria robusta is the source of this 1923-nucleotide messenger RNA. RefSeq lists its product as uncharacterized. The coding region runs from base 1 to 1923 and encodes 640 amino acids. NCBI's taxonomy places the organism in Eukaryota, Fungi, Ascomycota, Sordariomycetes, Hypocreales, Nectriaceae. The transcript is spliced from 4 exons. The record is from RefSeq and is a predicted model, not a curated record.